CGUCUUUAAGAUCGUAGUCAUCGAGAACCUGUAGAUCUGUUUCGUUGUCGACUACGCCGCUGUUGACCAUGAAACAUAAUUUUUAUUUAUUGUUGUUCUUAGCUUUUGUGUCAGUUGAACUGUCUCAACAACAUGGAGUUAAAGGAGGCAGUUUCAGUGGCAGUUUUAGCACUUCAUCGGCAGCAUCACAAUCAUCAUCUUUUAGCAGUUCAAGUUCAGGUUCAUUUUCUGGUACCGGUUCUUUGAACGAAAUUGGUGCUGGUUUGAAGGAUUUGGUUGGAAAUUUAGCCCACGCAGGUGCUGCGUCAGGUUCUGUGGGUGGUGGAGUCGGUUUUACGGGUUCCAAAGCAACUUCUGGAGUUUCCGGUGGCUCUACCGGCGGUUUAAGUGGUGGUGGAGGUGCUGUUAGCGGAAGUGGAAGUUUCGCGGGAAGUUUUGGGGGCUCAACUGGAGGAAGUUCUUGUGGACUGACAAAUAAGAACUGUGGUUCCGGUUCCGGUUCCGGACAGAAUGUUUUGAGUGGAAGUACUGGAGGUUCCGGUGGAAGUGGUCUUGGAGUUGGUGGCGGCGUGGGAGUUGGGCCUAACGUUGACGUUGGAAGUGCUGGCCCUGGAAGUCCUGGUGGAGUUACUUGUGCUUUAGGAGAUAAUAAAUGUUCAAGUUCAAGUGGUACUACCACUGGUGAAGUUAGUACUGUAACAUCUAGUGCUUCUGGCACAACAGGUGGAGAAGUUUUGAAAGGACUUUCCGGUAAAGAUGAAGGGCCUAAUAGAUCUGUUCCUGAAAGUACUGGUGAUAAUAAUGCCAUAAGUGGUUCUACUGGACUUACUGGGAGUUUUGGAGGAAAUUCAAAUGCUCAACUUUUACCAUUAAAUCCAUCUAAUGGAGGAAGUACUUUUGGCCAGUCAGGCAGUUACGGCGGAACUACCAGUACUAGUUCUUCCGGAAAUUACAACAAGCCAAGUGGAGGGUACGUCCCCAUUCCUACAUAUCCUGCUCAACCGUCGGUACCUUCAGGUGGAUAUGGUCCUGGUUCUAGUUUUGUAAAACCGUCAACACCAACGUAUUAUCCUGUCAAACCUUGCGGAAGUUAUGGAGGGACUGGAUGCGGGACAUCGGGAUCUUUUGGAGGAACUGGAAGUUUUGGAACACCUGGAUCUGCUUCUUAUCCUGUAACAACUGGAACUGGAAGUUAUAAAAAACCUUGUUGUAAAGGGCCAUUUCCUGGACCUAAUGGAAGUAUUCACCAGAGUAAACCUGCUAAUUCUGUACCUCCAGUACCUGGCGUUGGGGGUUCAUAUCCAAGUUCUGGAGUAACAGGAGGUGCUGGAUUUGGUGGAAGUAUUAGUAAUAUAAAACCAACAUUUCCUGGACCUAGUGGAAGCAUUCAUGAAAGUAAACCAGCACAUUUCGUUCCUCCAAUUCCUGUACACCAUGGAGGUGCUCCUAACUAUCCUACAGGUUCGCACGUAACUGGGGGCAACUAUCCAACAGGAUCACACGUAACUGGGGGCAACUAUCCAACAGGAUCCCACGUAACUGGUGGUGGUUAUGGUACAGGAACUCAUCAAGUAACUGGAAAUUAUAAUGGUCAUGUUCCUACACCAAGUCAUCCUGGUGGAUCUAAAGGAACAUGUUGCAAGGGACCUUUUCCAGGACCUAAUGGAAGUAUCCAUCAAAGUAUUCCAGUAUCCUCCGUUCCUUCAGUUGGUACUACUGGAAGCCAGUAUACAGGAUCUUUGCCUGCAUCUGUUGGAAGCAUUUCCGCUAAUAUUCCCUCAACUUCUAUUACUUCUACAAUAAAUACCGGAUCUCAAGCAACUACUCAAUCCGGAAUUUCUGGUUGGAGCAAAGAUUAUGCUACAGGUAAUGGAUAUACACACUAUUACACUAUACCAAAACCUUCUGUACAUCUACACCCACCAGUCAGUGGAACAGUUUACACAAAACAAGUUACUGGUCAUGGCUACCAACCGUUAAAUCCCGAUUUCAUCUUCGUAGGAAAAACAAAUUUAGAAACUUCUGGAUCUCCAGCUGCUACAGAAGGGUCAGGCUUUGCAACGGGAAGCAUUUCUAUUCAAAAACCUGAUGGAGCUUUAAAAAUACCAAAAAUUGAGUCCGAAAAAGACAAAAUAUCUGGAACGCCUAGUUCUGGUUCUGGAAUUGCGACUGGUAGCGUAUUUGUGCAAAAACCUGAUGAAACUCAAAAUACAGGAGACGAUAAACCUUCUGGAUCGUUUGGUGUUUCCGGAACGUCAACAAGUGUAUCAUCUUCUGAUGCCAGUUUUACAAGCCCACCUGUUGUAACUGAAAAACCUGAAACAAGUUCUUCUGGUAGUUAUGGUUCUUCUAUUUCCGGUACUGGAAGUAAAUCUGCUAGUGGUUUUGCAACUGGAAAUGUUGAAAUAACAAAAUCUGAUGGGACGAUUACCGGAGGGAAAGAUUUACCUAGUGGCAGCACAGACGCAAAACCUUCAACAGGUUUAGGUUAUGGAAGUGACAAGUCAAGUUCUGGAAGCAAUGGUUUUGCUACCGGAAAUGUUCAAGUUUUUAAACACGAUGGUUCAGUUACUGGGGAUAUUAUCGGAACAAAACCUGCAGUUGGUGGUUCCGGAUUAGGUUUCUCUGGAAGUUAUGGAGGCUCAAUAUCUGGUUCUGGAAGCAAAUCUGAUGGUGGUUUUGCAACUGGAAAUGUUGAAGUUUUUAAACCCGAUGGUACUGUCACUGGAGGAAAUGAUUUACUUGGAGUAACAAAGCCUGUGGCGAGUGAUUCUGGUACUUACAGCACAAACUCCGGAGUCGAUAGUUUUGCAACGGGUAAUGUCCAAAUUUUGAAACCUGAUGGAACAAUAAACGGAGGAAAAAAUGUACCUGCUGGCAGCACCGAAAUAAAACCUGCAAUAAGUGGUUCAAGUUCUUACGGAAGUGCGAACACCGGAGCUAACGGUUUUGCCACCGGUGAUGUUCAAAUUUUUAAACCCGACGGUACGAUUACUGGAGGGAAAGAUAUAUCUUCCGGUGGUAGCUCUGGUGGUUCUUACGCAGGAAGUGACUCUUUUGGGUCAUCUGGAAAUUGCGGUUCUGGAAUUUGCUACGGAAGUGUUAAGAGUCCAGUUGAGGGAUCAGCCGGAAGUGGGAACUUUGGUGGCGUUGCAGGAUCACAUAGCGGUGCUGGAGCUUUUGCAGCAUCAGGUUCUUUCGGUGGCGUGAAAGGAGGAAGUUAUAGUACAGGAACAGGUUUUUCAGGAUUGCUAGGAAAUUUGUUUGGGAAACAUGGUUUAGGUGGGAAUCUAGGUGUGUCAGGAUCGGGGUCUUUUGCCAAAUCCCAUUCAUUUGCAGGAAGUUCAAGUUUUGCAGGCGCUAGCUCUGGCUCAUAUGCAGGACAUUAUUAAUAAUAACUCCUAUUUAAUUUUAUUUUUUAUCUGUGAAUAUUAUUUUUAUAAGUAACUUUAUAUUGUAUGUGAUUUUUUUAAUAAACAUAAUAAUUUUUAA
This is a messenger RNA of Tribolium madens (black flour beetle), 3492 nucleotides long. RefSeq lists its product as uncharacterized. Bases 69 to 3392 code for a protein of 1107 amino acids. NCBI's taxonomy places the organism in Eukaryota, Metazoa, Arthropoda, Insecta, Coleoptera, Tenebrionidae. The record is from RefSeq and is a predicted model, not a curated record. The transcript has 8 exons.